This is a messenger RNA of Ostreococcus tauri, 825 nucleotides long. Its product is annotated as Peptidase S54, rhomboid domain. Gene Ontology annotation, cellular component: membrane. Gene Ontology annotation, molecular function: serine-type endopeptidase activity. The record is from RefSeq and is a predicted model, not a curated record. The transcript has a single exon. Lineage: Eukaryota; Viridiplantae; Chlorophyta; Mamiellophyceae; Mamiellales; Bathycoccaceae. The coding region runs from base 1 to 825 and encodes 274 amino acids.
AUGCGACCGCGCUCGAGGGUGAUCGGGCGGACGUUCAGAGCGAACGUGUCGAGGGUCGGGACGGCGGCGAACGCGGUGGCGCUGGGAGCGUCCUUCGUCAACGCGACUGGGUCGCGCAGGGCGCGUCGGCGACGAAGAGGCGAGUUCCUGAACGAUCCCGAUCGAGCGUGCACGGACGGGAUCAUAGUCGCCACGUGUGGGGCAUUUGCGCUGCAGUUGCUCACGCGUCAGACGCUCACGGGGUUCGGGGUGAAGAUUAACGAGAAGAUCGCGGCGGGCGAGCUGUGGCGACUCGUCACGCCGAUGUUCCUCCACGGCGGACUACCACACUUGAUGGUGAACAUGUAUUCGCUCAACUCCAUCGGACCGCUCGUGGAGGCAACGUUCGGGCGCGAACAGUUUUGUGCGACGUAUCUCGCGGCGGGCCUCGCCGGGAACUACGCGAGUUACCGCUUUUGCCCGACGCCUUCGCUGGGUGCGAGCGGAGCCGUGUUCGGAUUAGCCGGCGCGCUCGCCGUGUACUUACAGCGACACAAACACCUCCUGGGCGAGCGCGCGGACAUGCAGCUCAAACAAAUCGGUUCUGCGCUCGCCGUGAACAUGGCGUUCGGUCUGACGAGCGCGCGCAUAGAUAACUGGGGACACGGCGGAGGCCUUUUGGGAGGCGCCGCGUCCGCCUACUUUACCGGCCCCAAUCUUGUGUUAGAGUCCGACGACCCUUCCGGGCGAAGCAUGCGCCGGAAGAUCGUGAACAAACCCGUCGUGCAAUCUUUUGUCAAGGCUGUCCAGGAUUUCUGGGACGAAGACGACGAGGAGGACGAAUAG